AUGUGGACCCUUCAGUCCCUUUAUCCUGAACUAGGGAUGAACACUAUCAUGCUUGCUUCAAUGGCCUCUGGCAUUACGACAUCUAUCAUCCUUGAAACAAUCCUCCUGAAACGUGGAGCUGACCAGCUUUCAUGGACUAUGGCUACGCGUACCGCGAUGGGCAUGAGUAUGGUCUCUAUGAUCGCGAUGGAGAUUGCAGAAAAUGCAGUCGACUAUCACUUGACAGGAGGCCUUGUGGCGUUCGAAGACCCUAAAUUCUGGCUUGCUGCGUACAAUCCGAUCAAAGAUAUCCCUGAUCUCUCGGGUACCGGUGGUCUAGGUGCACAUACUGCAUUCGAACUAUCAAAACACAACCCAGCACAAAUCUACAUCAGUGGUCGCAACACCAAAAACGCAGAGAACGUCAUAGAAGAAAUACAAAAGUCCAACAAAUCCACCAAAGUUACAUUCAUAGAAUGUGAUCUAUCCUCGCUAUCCGCAGUGCAAAAAGCAGCAGAGAGCUUUCUUGCACAAACACCACCACCACGCCUAGACACCCUCAUCUGCAACGCAGGGAUUAUGAACAGACCUCUAGAAACAUCGAAAGAGGGGUACGAAAUUCAAUUCGCCACUAAUCACCUCGGCCACGCCCUCCUAAUCCGGAAACUCCUCCCACUCCUCGAAAAGACCGCAAGCGAGGGCAAAGACGGACGCAUCGUGAUUCUUUCAUCUUUAGCCUGGCAAAUGUCUCCAAUUGGUGGUAUACAAUUCGAUCGUCUUAAGAGUUCCCAGAAUUUCCCAAUUGGUGGACCGUGGCAGCGAUAUGGACAAACCAAGCUGGCUAAUCUGCUGUAUGCGCGUGAAUUGGCGAAACGGUAUCCGCAUUUAACAUGCGUUUCCGUUUAUCCGGGAAUCGUGACUACGAGUUUAUUUAAUUAUAUGACAUUCGGAAAUAAGGUUCUUCUUUACUCGUUUUUCUGGUGGUUUAUGGUACGGCCUGAGAAGGGCGUUCAUAAUCAGCUUUGGGCGGCUACGAGACCAAAAGAGGAGCUUCGGAAUGGGAGUUUCCAUAACCCUGUUGGGAAGUUUGGAGACUCUGGAUUGAUGAGAGGGGCAAAGGAUUCUAAGGGUAUUCUUGCGAAGAGAUUGUGGGAAUGGACGGAGGAUGCUUUGAAGGGGUAUUGA
Messenger RNA from Penicillium malachiteum, 1164 nucleotides. RefSeq lists its product as uncharacterized. The record is from RefSeq and is a predicted model, not a curated record. The transcript has 4 exons. The coding region runs from base 1 to 1164 and encodes 387 amino acids. Lineage: Eukaryota; Fungi; Ascomycota; Eurotiomycetes; Eurotiales; Aspergillaceae.